Chlorella variabilis is the source of this 180-nucleotide messenger RNA. RefSeq names its product expressed protein. Gene Ontology annotation, biological process: mRNA 3'-end processing. The coding region runs from base 1 to 180 and encodes 59 amino acids. NCBI's taxonomy places the organism in Eukaryota, Viridiplantae, Chlorophyta, Trebouxiophyceae, Chlorellales, Chlorellaceae. The transcript is spliced from 2 exons. The record is from RefSeq and is a predicted model, not a curated record.
AUGUCACUGGCCACGCAGCCGCCACCACAGCAGCCGCCACAGCUGAGCAUGCCGGCAGUGCAGCAGCCCUGCGCCCUACUGCAGCAGGUCAUGUCGCUGACCCCGCAGCAGAUAGAGUUGCUGCCGCCACAGCAAAAGGCGCAGGUGUUGGCACUGCAGCAGCAGUUGGGCCACCGCUAA